Rhizophagus irregularis DAOM 181602=DAOM 197198 is the source of this 624-nucleotide messenger RNA. RefSeq lists its product as uncharacterized. NCBI's taxonomy places the organism in Eukaryota, Fungi, Glomeromycota, Glomeromycetes, Glomerales, Glomeraceae. The record is from RefSeq and is a predicted model, not a curated record.
AUGAAACUCUCGCCAAUAAGUGCAAGUGGUUCUAAAAAUCAUGAAAGUUUAACUAAUGACUUUAUAAAUUAUGAAAUUCCUGAUAAAUUCUCCUUUAAUAAUCGACAAGUAAAUGGUGAUAAUGGUUCUUGUCAGAUUAUUUCUGAACCAGAUCAUACGUUUCUUAAAAGUAAUGAUUUUGAAAACAAAUAUUUGGAAAUUUCUAAUUAUAUUCUUAUUGAAUCAAAACAAGGAAGAAUACCUCGAUGGUACACGUUUCUCAAAGACAAAAUCACUCUCCAAUCUCUCCAAUCCAAUACUGGACGCCUCAACAUUGAUCUAGGCCACAACUUAAUUCAAAAUUCACGGGUCCAGCGUCCCCGUCCUCCGCCUGUACAAUCUGAUCAUAUUACGCACAAAGGAAAAGCGAGUGGUUUGCAACCUGGGCCAACUCUACUUCAGACGCUAUAUAUCAAACUAUUAACUUCAACACACUUUGCCAACACUGCUCCCGUUAUGUAUCUUGAACAUUGGAUACCGGUUCCUGGAAUCAAUACUUCUAAUAAUAACAAUCUUACACCUAGAUCUCCCAAUAUCAUUUCCCCUAUUAUAUUGGCAACCAAACUCCGAAAUGCAUCUUCUUGA